Molecule: messenger RNA, 2971 nt
Organism: Pseudomyrmex gracilis
Lineage: Eukaryota; Metazoa; Arthropoda; Insecta; Hymenoptera; Formicidae
Exons: 6
Coding region: 256-2640 (794 amino acids)
Cellular component (GO): membrane
Source: RefSeq, a predicted model, not a curated record
GACCCCACAGCAUCGUGGAGUUCAACCACUACGCACCAGGGGGUUUUCAGUCCGCGAACAUACGCGAUCAGGUUCACCUCGAAAAAAAACAUAAAGCUGUAACAUAUUGUAAAUUGUAAAUAGUUAAAUGGCCUAAUUGUGCAACGUUCUGUAUUAUGCAGUGGACAAAGUGUGAUCAACAAUUUAUGUGAAAACCGGUCAGUUGCAAAUCGUUGAUUGUUUGAUUAAAGAGAACAUUUCAAAAAAGACGUGACAAUGGCAUCUAAACGAUUAGAUAUAUCGCGCGGUUUUGUUUGUUGCUCGAAUAUAAUUUUCUUGAUGUCAGGUUUCGUGUUGAUGUCAUUGGGAGGAUUAUUAUUAGCCGAUAAUGAUCGAAUUUUAUUAUCACGUUUGUUGGGACCUGGUGACUUCCAUCCCGAGCAACCGCUCUUUUAUUAUUUGGCUUUUGCUUUAGUUGCAUUAGGAUUUUUUAUUGCCAUUGUCGGACUUGGUGGAUGUUGGGCAGCUUGUCUUUAUAAUCGCUGUAUCACAAUUUCUUAUCUCGUGACAGUAAUUUUAUUGCUCUUUGGUGAAUGCAUCGUGUGCAUUAUCGCUGUCUUCUGGCCUUAUAUACUGGGAAUUGAUGUAAGACCGGCACGUCUGAUACGCGCUUUACAACGCAGUUAUGCUGUACCUGGACGCGAACAAUUCACAGCAGCCAUCGAUCUCGCACAAACAAUAUUCGCCUGUUGCGGCAUAAACGGAAGUAGCAAUUACGGCACGUCGUGGUGGCGGCUGCAGGAAGCCGGCCGAAGAGAAUUAGUAGUACCUCUCAGUUGUUGCACCCUGAAUAACGCCAAUGAGACGGAUUCCUUCCUCAACCCCAAACCUGCCAAUCUUACUCUCUGUCAGGUUCUGAACCCUGCCGAACAUCAAUACGCCCGACAUACUGUGGGUUGUCUUGAACAUAUUGAGAAGUGGACACAAGAUCAAGCAUUGAUCGUGCUUACUAUCGUGUUAGCCAUCAUGUUUGUCGAAGUUAUUGCGCUCUUCAGCAUAUUUCUCGCUUGCUCCCGAGGAAACAGAAGAAGUAAAUCGCAAACGUCGACUUUUACCUCCACACAGACUCUGAGUCCGUUCAACGAAAGCGAUCACGACUUUAGUAAGAACGAAGGACGAACACCUAUUGAUAUCAAGAAUACUAAACAAGAACCUGCGUAUGAUGAUAAACAUAGCAUAUUAGUGCCGAGCAGAAAGAGUAUAAUCGAAGAAUGGCGAAAUCCUCCCAAAUACUCUGAUGAUUUCUUACGAAACGAUCAAAUGUACGAAGAACGAGCGGUCGAUGUUGUAAUCGACAAUCGUCCUUCGGAGUAUCGUAAAAGACAAAGCGUGCCAUUGUCGACAAUCGCGAUUGAUGACGUCAACAAAAAUAAUAAUAAUAAAUAUAAACCGAUUAAAAUUCAAAGGCCACAAAAAGGCGAAACAGUUCGAAGUAUUCCAAUCAAAGACUACCAAGCAUCGAUCGCUCAUAAUUUUGAUACGUUAAGACGAUCUGUAGCACCCCAAUUGCAAUUCGAAUCUCUGGUUUCGGAACCUGAGAAAAGCGUUUAUGUAUCGUCGAAAAAAAGAGCUCCCGUAGCCAACUGUAGUAGUUUGUAUCAGCGAACCAUGUCGCCUACACACACUGCUACGCAAAUCACUAACGCUCACCAAAAAUCAUGUUGCCACUUUUGCAAUAGUCAGCACAAUUCGCAUAUCUGCAAUGAUAAAUACAUUGAAGAUGAUCAACGUUUUGACAAUACGGAGGCUCAGAAAUUAGAGGACAGUUCUGACAUAGACGAAUAUUUUCACAAAAAAUUCAACUCGAAUAAUUACCAAACUUCAGUCAAAUGUACUCGCAAUUUUCCACCAAGUACGAUACCGACUGUUACGAACGAGGACAAAGCAAAAUUAAUGAGGGAUGAGCAAGCAUUACAGUUGGCGGAAGGUCACGUUGGUAAAAAAAUAUCGGCUUACGAGGAAAACACAAGACGUAGUUUGCGCAAUUUUAAUCCCAAGUAUCGAUCGCUCUUCGAAGUGAAAGGACACCGGACUAUUGGUGUACCAUUGGUAGGUAUGCACAACGCCUGUGGCUUACCCGUCGUGGCUUCUUGGAAUGACCACGAAUUUCUAGAUCCUUUGCGAAUCAGCCGCAGGAUUGCAAGAACUGUGAGACCAAUUUACAGAAGUCCUCGAACAAUGUCGAACGUGAAACGUCGAACUCAACCGAAAAGGAAGGCGCCGCAACCGGAGUGUGAGGUGAUGCCUGCGAAGAACGUCGAUCGCAGCGUCAGAAGAUCAACGAUCAAAUCGGCGCAUUCAGAUGCUAUUAACGGCAGUAGAAGGUCUAGGAAAAAACAUUGUCGCUCGUCUCUUAUCACUACAAAAAUGGGAUCAUUGUCUCCAAAGAAUUCAUUUAAAAAGACAACUAGAUACAUAAGACAUGGAAUUAAAGCAAGUUCGUUGAUGGAUACUUUUGGCAGGAAAUCGCUUAAAAAUCCAAGUAUGAAACGAACGACACUAUACGCGAAAGAUGACGGAAAAGAACCUGUUCAAGUUCUCAAAAAUUUGUGUUUGAAUCCUUUGGCGCGUAAUAAUCCUGAAUCAGAUAUGAUGUGGUGAGGCAACAAUGUUCAUAAAGAAGUUAUGUGCUUGCUUGUGAGUGUUCUUAUUAAUAUUUUUAUUGAAUUAUAAAAAAAUGUCUUUUUUUGCAUUGUUUAUAAAAACAAUAUAAAUAAAUAAGCAAGAUAUUUGAACAUACAGUUUUACUUUUUAUAUAUUCAAAGAUGUUAUUACGCGUACGAGUUUGUUGUGUAAAUAUGUAUUCGAUAUAUAUAUAAUAUUAUAGUAGUAAAAUUUAUUAGAUUUUAUAUAUCUGAAAUUUUAUAAUAAAAAAGGAAAUACCUAUGUAAUCUUUGCGCUCGCUCGCGCUUAUCGCUGCCCUCAUUGAAGC